AUGAUGUUAUCAAAAUCAGCUCAGUUUAACGCUUCAAAUACUAGAUGGUUCAAUAGAGAAGAGGCGAAGACCAUCUAUGCGGGACUUGGUAAUGAAAUUGACAGCAUUACAGACAAAUUAUAG
Funneliformis caledonium is the source of this 123-nucleotide messenger RNA. NCBI's taxonomy places the organism in Eukaryota, Fungi, Glomeromycota, Glomeromycetes, Glomerales, Glomeraceae. The record is from the annotation of a GenBank genome assembly.